Messenger RNA from Scedosporium apiospermum, 1083 nucleotides. RefSeq names its product NADP-dependent alcohol dehydrogenase 6. Bases 1 to 1083 code for a protein of 360 amino acids. Gene Ontology annotation, biological process: alcohol metabolic process. Lineage: Eukaryota; Fungi; Ascomycota; Sordariomycetes; Microascales; Microascaceae. The transcript is spliced from 3 exons. Gene Ontology annotation, molecular function: zinc ion binding; alcohol dehydrogenase (NADP+) activity. The record is from RefSeq and is a predicted model, not a curated record.
AUGGCUGUUCCGGAUAAGUUCACGGGAUUCCAGGUCAACAGCGCCGAAACAUGGCAGGAAUUCCACAAGAAUGAGUUCCAGCCAAAGCCCUUCGGCGAUUACGACGUCGACAUCAAGAUUGAGUGCUGUGGUGUUUGCGCAAGCGAUCUCCACACUAUCAACGGCGAGUGGGGCCCGCAGAAUUACCCUUUGGCUGUUGGUCAUGAAAUCGUCGGUACUGCCCUCCGCGUUGGACCCAAGGUCACCUUGAUCAAGCCCGGCCAACGAGUCGGUGUCGGAGCCCAAUCGUACUCUUGCCUCGACUGCAGACAAUGCAAGAACGAAAACGAGACCUACUGCACGAAGCAGCUCGAUACCUAUGGCGCAAAGUGGCCCGAUACCGGCAUCGUCUCCCAGGGCGGAUACUCGUCGCAUGUGCGAACCCAUGAACACUGGGUCUUCCCCAUCCCGGAUGGUCUUCCCAGCACCGCGGCCGCCCCCAUGCUCUGCGCCGGGCUAACCUCCUACAGUCCCCUCGUCCGGAACGGCUGCGGUCCCGGCAAGAAGGUCGGCGUAGUCGGUAUCGGCGGUCUCGGCCACUUCGGCAUCCUUUUCGCCAAGGCCCUGGGCGCGGAGACCUGGGCCAUCUCUCGAUCCCGCGCGAAGGAGGAAGACGCCAAGAAGAUGGGUGCCACAGGCCUCAUCGCCACCAACGAGAAGGGCUGGAACGAACCCCACCGCAUGACCUUUGACCUCAUCAUCAACACGGCCAACUCCUUUGACGGCUUCCAGCUCGCCGAGUACCUCAGCCUACUCGACGUGCAUGGUAAGUGGGUUUCCGUAGGUCUGCCGGGCGGCGACGGCAUCACGAUCAAGAACCAGGAUUUCCUGCCGAAUGGAUGCUUUAUUGGUAGCUCGCAUUUGGGGAGCCGUCGGGAGAUGCUGGAGAUGUUGCAGUUGGCGGCAGAUAAGGGGAUCAAGACUUGGGUGGAGGAGGUUCCUCUCUCGGCGGAGAAUUUGAAGACGGCGUUGAAUAGGUUGGGGCAUCAUGAUAUUAGGUAUCGGUUCUGCUUGACGAACUAUGACGAUGUCUUUGGAAAAUAA